Messenger RNA from Rotaria sp. Silwood2, 329 nucleotides. Lineage: Eukaryota; Metazoa; Rotifera; Eurotatoria; Philodinida; Philodinidae. The record is from the annotation of a GenBank genome assembly.
AUUUCUUUGUUAUUCGUUUAAAAUGGUAUUAUGAAUCAGAGCAAAUUAAAAGUUUUGUUCAUGAAUUAAUUCAAGAUGAUUUAAUACUUCGAGAAUAUAUUGGUGAUGGAUGUAUUCAUUCGGCAAUGCUUGAAAUUGAUAAACAAGUUAAAGUAGAACAUGUGACUUAUGUUUCUUAUGGUCACAAUUUGCAUGUGAUGCCACUGGGAUACGUGGAAGUAUUUUUUCAUGUAGUAAAUGCAUUGCAUGAUGAGAUGAACAAAUCAUGUCAACAACUGAUAGUACUCCAGGGUAUUGAAGGCAAAGUAACAAGAAUUGAAAUGUCCUGA